CACUCCCCUUUUAACCGUCUCUGCCGGCCUCGGAAACGCCCCCCUUCAUACAGACAGCGCGCGGGCGCUGCCUCAGUUCCUCUGACUCUCAGGCUGAGGCGGCAGACCGAGCCUUCGCCUCUGUACGGAAACAUGGAGAACGACCUGGGCUCGACCGGGGACCCCGGUCUGGACCGCGCGGUCAGACAGUGGCUGGACUUUGACCAGAACGCUAAGACAGCGGCAUGCGUGCGAGAGAUGGUGAAGAACGGAGCUGUGGAUGAGCUGAAGAAGUGUUUCGGUGCUCGGAUGGAGUUCGGCACAGCCGGGCUGAGAGCCGCCAUGGGCCCAGGAGUGUCCCGCAUGAAUGAUCUGACCAUCAUACAGACCACACAGGGUUUCUGUCGGUACCUGGAGCAGUGUUUUGCAGACCUGAAGGAGCGUGGCGUGGUGAUUGGGUUUGAUGCCCGCGAGCACACGGCCAGCGGGGGCAGCAGUAAGCGAUUUGCCUCUCUUGCUGCGGCCGUCCUCAUCAGCCGAGGAGUUCCUGCUUACCUCUUCUCUGCCUUUACUCCCACACCGUAUGUGCCCUUCACUGUGUCUCAUCUGGGCCUGUGUGCUGGUAUUAUGGUGACGGCCUCUCACAAUCCCAAACAGGACAAUGGAUACAAGGUUUACUGGGAAAACGGAGCUCAGAUCAUUCCCCCACACGAUAAGGGCAUUGCAGCAGCCAUAGAAGAGAAUCUAGAGCCCUGGCCUGAGUCCUGGGACACAAACACAGCUUCUAAGAGCCCCCUCCUUAAAGACCCCUAUCAAGAUAUUCACAGAGAAUACCUUCAGUCGAUACAACAGCACUGCUUUCACAGGGAGGUGAACAAGUGCUCGGAGGUGAAGAUCGUACACACCUCAGUUCAUGGUGUGGGUCACGUGUUCGUCCAGGCUGCUUUUAAGGCCUUUGACCUCAGACCUCCCUACGCUGUGAAAGAGCAGGAAGACCCUGACCCUGAGUUUCCCACUGUGGAGUACCCCAACCCUGAGGAAGGAGCAGGAGUGCUGAAUCUGUCGUUUGCGCUGGCAGACAGAGAGGGAGCCACCGUGGUUUUUGCCAACGACCCAGAUGCCGACAGACUGGCUGUGGCUGAGAAACAGCCGAGUGGUGAGUGGAGGGUGUUUUCUGGUAAUGAACUGGGCGCAUUGCUGGGCUGGUGGUCGUUCCAGUGCUGGAAGCAGCAGCAGGGAGAGAAUAAAGCCUCGGUGAAAGACGUCUACAUGCUGGCCAGCACGGUUUCCUCCAAAAUCCUCCGUGCCAUUGGGCUCAAAGAAGGCUUCCACUUUGAGGAGACUCUGACUGGAUUUAAGUGGAUGGGGAACAGAGCGAAGCAGCUACUGGAUCAGGGCAAGACUGUACUGUUUGCCUUUGAGGAAGCUAUUGGAUAUAUGUGCAGUCCAGCCGUGUUGGAUAAGGACGGGGUCAGUGCAGCAGCCAUUGCAGGAGAGCUGGUCUCUUACCUGGCCACGAAGAACACUUCACUCUCCCAGCAACUGAAAGCUGUCUAUGAUGAGUAUGGCUACCAUCUCACAAAGAACUCCUACUUUAUCUGCCACGACCAGAACACAAUCAAACAGCUGUUUGAACGUUUGAGGAACUAUGAGGGGGAGGAGUCGUACCCUAAAGAGUGUCAGGGUUUCGCCAUCACUGCAGUCAGAGAUCUAACAACGGGCUACGACAGCAACCAGCCUGAUAGCAAGGCUAUCCUUCCUACCAGUAAGAGCAGUCAGAUGAUCACUUUCACUUUUGCUAAUGGGGGCGUGGCCACAAUGAGGACUAGCGGCACAGAACCUAAAAUCAAGUACUACACAGAGCUGUGCGCUGCUCCAGGAAACAGUGAUCUGAAUCAGUUGAAUGCUGAGCUGAAUAACUUGGUGGACGCCAUCGUGGAGAAUUUCUUCCAGCCCAAAAAGAAUAACCUGACCCCUCGACCGGAUUCUUAAACAGAAACCAUGACCGAGCUCGUAUCUAGCAAGUAAAGGCACUGAUCCACUAUUGCCAAGCGCUGUUUUCCAAUCCCACAUUUUAGUGUUUACUCUGCUCUAGUCCACCAGCUCAGGGGAGGGUCUGAUAAUCAGCUGAUGAGUGGAAUUGGGUGUGCUAGAGUAGAGAAAACACAAACGCAGAACAUUUGGUUCCUAAUGAGCACUGUAAAGACAAUGGUACAUAAUGCUGGAUUAGUCUUAUUCCUAUUAAUAUGCACCCUCAAGGUUCUCCUACUUUGCCUGCAUCACUAUUUACAAAUGCCUCUAAUGUGCUAUUACCUACUGAUCCCACCCUUCAGCUGCAGUGCUCCGAGAUGACUUAAGACCAACUCAACAUCUGAUAAGCAUUUGACCUCUGAGCUUUACCCUGCAUUCUGCAUAUUAAAAAUGUUUGCAAAGCAGCCUUUAAAUGAAUACUCCAGUGUUUUUCUACCUAAUAUCUAUCUGCCACUUGUAUGUAGCAUCAUCAGUCACCACAGACAAUAAUUUUGAGAUUUUAAAACUAAAGACAUACUUGGGUCUUGCAUAUAUUGCAUGAUUUGGCCUGAAUCUGAAGCAAUUUUCCAGGUAGGGAGCACGCUUUAAAGCUUUGACAGGGGAUGUGAGUCCAUCUUUAGCCCUCAGAUUGAGCUUCAAAGCUCCUGAUAUUUUCAAAUGUUUCAUUUUUACCUCUGAAAAUGCCCAGAAUCCUGUCGUGUGAGACUGUCUGCGAUGUAAAUGAACAAGUGAUUCGGGCAACAGCCGGUGAGGGAGCUGCAGAGAGGAAAAAGGUGAAGAGAUGGUUUGUGUGGUGAUGGAGGAGCUGCUUGUGGAAUACUGACAAAUGCAUUUGUACCUUUUACUGCCUUAUUAACCAGAACUUCGUCCCUCGCUUUACAGUUAUACCUCAGCUUGCCAGUUUGUAGUGAAAUGCUUCAGCAGUUCUUACUGUAGCAUAUAUCCUAGAAUGAUAUCCAUGAUUCCCAAUAGAAGCUCCCUGUUAUUCCCUCUUUCUCUCUGCCUGAUUGUCUAACUUGUGCACCUUCACAGCAAAAGGCAAGAAAUUCUAUAAAACACCUUAAAAGACCUCGAGGGCAAGAUGCUUCCUGCUAUUUUUAUCAGACUUGCAAUGGAAGCCAAUGGGCAGGUACUUUCCCAAGUACUGUGAAACAUAUCAAAUUUAUUGUCCAUGGUAUUUAAUCCACUGUAUGCUGCAGACUUCGCAGAUAGAGGCCAAGCUGCAAAACGCUGGAGUAUUCCUUUCAGGAUGGUGACACAAUUCUUGUUGUUUUGGCUCUGUACUUCCGCACACAACGAAACAUUAACCAUGACGUGAAGGGCGUUCGUAAAAUCGUACUCAUUAGGCUUUUUACAGGUGCGCCAACCGUAUAGGUGCGCUUUGUAGGUUUAUAGUCACUGUAUCCCUUCUGCAGUCAAGCACCACUGCAGUAUUUGCAUUUGGAGUCUGUUGUCUUUCAGCAUGAACACCCAAGAAGUGUUUCAGUUAAGCAGGAUAAAGAAGUAUUAGGCAUUUCAAAAUCAACAGUUUAGAUCAUUAAGGACGGACACGCCCAUCCAGCCUUUGGUGGAUGGUGCUUCAUGUAGCUGCAGAAGAGUGUAGAGCCAAAACAACUCGGUGUCCAGUUGCUUACAGACUGCGCUACAUGUAUACAGCUGCAAGUCACAUAUAUCAGAAUCCCUCUCAUGCCAGCGUGGCUCUUACCACUGCUAAAAGUUUAGCGUUCCUUUGCUUUUCUAAAUAUACCGGGAAGGUCUGAUUUUCACACCUCGCUUCCACUGAACUGCCUUUAACUACCUUAAAGUGCAAUAUGUGGUGAUUGUAGUGCAGGGAGUGUGAACUCAGUGGCAACGUUCAUUCCAAAGUGCCCAUUAAAAAUGGCUUGAACUGUGUUUGUUGAAGUAAGAGUAAAGAGUCAGUGGCAAGCACACGGAUUUAACCCUCAGAAGUCUAGUGUUAUUACCAGUGUUUGACUGUUGACGUGGAAUAAUAUAAUGAGACAGUUCUGAAUAAUUACAUACUUGUUUUGAUGACAAUGAAAAAGGUGGCAUAUCUGUGGCUCUGGCCUGGGGAAGGGCCAAUAAGGAAACCCAAGGAGAGCAUAGACACACGCAAACGCCAGCAUGAGUGCACCUGGGGUUUUUAUUCAUACAUUAAUGUAACAAAUGGUAACGGAAGUGUGUGGCUGACAGGCGAGUGUCCUCCUCUCCCUUCUCACACUCCCCAACCUUCAUCAGCUGUCCAGGAACAAUCUGUCCAGAAUCUGCACUUUCAGCAGAAUUUCUCAACAUUCCUGUUUUUUCCUGAACAUGAAGACGUCAUCAUCAUUUACUUGUGUUCUGUGGCCCGAAUCAUGCUGGUGUCAACCUUGAGUGUACACCAACAUGGGAAGUGACCGGAAGUAGUGAUUUAUUGCAGUGUUGACUGUUGGCCGCAAGUUCCCACGCUAACAACACUAAUGCCACACUGCAUUCACGUACGGCAGUAGGUAAUAAAGUAAAUUAGGCUUUAAAUGAAAUGUUUGGACAUGCUUUCUACUUGUGAGCAGCCGGAUAUCAUGUAUUGACCCUCUGUUGGUGUAAUGGACGUGUGUGAUUCACACUGAUCUUCAUUUUGUGCAAAUUGCUCAUUAACAUUUGUCGAAAAAUUGUCACCCCUCCUCCACGUGUAGGACGAAUCCUAUCCUAGUAGUAUUUAAGACUGACUACUAUUUUCAUUUAACUUUAUUUGUAUAAGACGCAAUGAGGUUUGGCUGAAAGUUCCCGUGUCUUAGGAUUCGUUACAAAUAAUCUAAAUAAUGGACCUGAUUCUUAAAUUAUGUAAAUGUUACCAUUUUUUACCAUGAGCUGCAAAGCAUGGACCUAACUCACUCGCUCACUCACAGCAGGCUGAAACUGUUCCACAAGGGGGCGCCAUUAGCAGUCAAACACUUAAAAUAGUGCUUUCUGAUUUCUGCCAUCAGAAGCUGUGCAUUCCAUUGAUUACAGUAGAAUAUGACUGAUUGGUCUGUGCUCUGCUUCAUCGUAGCAACCGUUGCUAUGUUGGAGCAGCUUCACAGAAUGCUGACAAAAGUCGCAGUCGGCCUGAAGAGAAACGGUUUAAUUUUUAGGAUGUGUUUAUGGAUUUGAAGUGACAUUUAAAUGGUAUGUAUGGCAGCAUGUUGGCUAAUUUGAUUAACCACAACAACACAGUCAAGCUGGAAAGUAGCACUUUAAACUGGACCCUCGGUGCUGAUCCAAGCAGGCAAAUGUAAAUCAAGUGCUUUACAGUUUUUCAGACUGAAUGGGAUUUUUGUCACUUUUCUGUGGAGCUUUUCAUUCCAGUAACUACAAUACAACGUAGACAGAACCAAAAGAUUAUUAUUAUUAUUAUUAUUAUUAUUAUUAUUGUUAUUAUUGUUUUUGUUAUUAUUUAGACCCACUAAACUGUGAAGAUUGCUUGGGUAAGUAAUACUGAUGAUGUGGGCUCAAUGAAGUGUCUGACUUGUUUUUAUUUACUUUAAACUCGUCUUAAUGUAUUUAUGGGUUUGUAACUAUAGCUUGAGCCUUUUCACGUUAGACUUCCACUGCUACACAUUAAACUUUCAAAAGGUUACGGCAAACUUAAUGAAUUAUAAAAUGUUUUAUUCCAGAAACAUUCCACUUACAAUGGCUUUGAUGACCAUCCAGUUUCAGUCUUAGCGCAGGAAGUCGCUUGUUUCUCAGGUUUUCAUUGGUGUCAGAUUGUACUGUAACUACAUCGACACGUCCGUUUGACCUGGUAACUUGCCGAAAAACUAAAGCGGGAGACUUCGCGGUCACACUUGAUUUGGAUGGUCCCCUGUAGAUUCUCUACAGAUACCUAAAUCACAAAUGAACUUUCUGGUGGUACUCAGAUCAUCAACAACAGUAUGGUUAGGGUUACGGUUAGGAUUAGGUGUAGGUUAUGCCUUGAGGUUAAGGUUAGGUCUAGGUUUAGGGUUAGGAUUAUAGAUUUAAUAAAAUAUUUCAUACUAACUUGAAGUUUAAAGAUAUUUAGCAUUUACAAAGCAUCUACAGUGGACCAUCCUAACAAACCGUUACCCGUCACCUCUGGGCUGUAAUGUCCACCAGCUUUUCCUUACUGUAGUUCUUUGUAGUUUAUGAUGACUGUUUCAUGUUGAAUGUUCAGAAAGUAUCAUUUUGUUGCCAGAUGGUUCCAGGUCUGAUAACAAUGACUGUCUUUUUUUUUUUUUAUUAUUAUUCUCACGUGGUGUGACAUCUCUGAAGACUUCUGCCCCGUUAUGAUGCCUCUAUUGUAGACCACUGUUUACUUUGCCUUAAUAAACAGAUGCAGUAAGUUGA
Pygocentrus nattereri (red-bellied piranha) is the source of this 6333-nucleotide messenger RNA. It is a transcript of the gene pgm2, whose product is annotated as phosphoglucomutase 2. NCBI's taxonomy places the organism in Eukaryota, Metazoa, Chordata, Actinopteri, Characiformes, Serrasalmidae. The transcript has 13 exons. Gene Ontology annotation, molecular function: phosphopentomutase activity; magnesium ion binding. The record is from RefSeq and is a predicted model, not a curated record. Gene Ontology annotation, biological process: carbohydrate metabolic process; purine ribonucleoside salvage. The annotation marks the transcript as partial.